UUCAAUAAGCUCGAUUUUCCGAGCCCCAAUUUUUUUGUCUUUCACACUCUUUUUCUCCUAAUUCCUCAUAAAUCAUAUCAGAAAAAAUUCUCACCGGCGAUGGAGUCCGAAUCGGAUUACUCUGACGGGUUCGAUCGGUUACCCGACCCGCUUAUUCACCUCAUGUUCAACCAAAUCUCCGACAUCAAAACCCUAAUCCGGUGCCGCUCCGUUUCCAAACGGUUCAACUCGUUGGUACCUCAAGCUGAUUCGCUUCUCCUCCGAGUCGACCGUGUUAUUUCCUCUACUGAUUCCGACGACGACGACGAUUCCUUCUUCAUUGCUUUCCUCAGAUCCAUCAUCAAAUCCCUUCACCAUCUCGUUUCACCAAGCAAGGCUCUCCCCAGCCCUGCCCGAUCCCAGAACUCACCCGCCCAGAUCCUACGCGAGUUCGAGAGGAUCAGGAAUCUCCAAAUCGAGCUUCCUUCCGGUGAUCUUAGGUUAGAGAAAGGCACGACGAUUAGGUGGAAGGCGGACUUCGGGAAAACCCUAAAGAGUUGCGUGAUUUUAGGGUUCCGCAGCGGGGAUGGAGGUGGUGGAGAGGCGGAGUUAGGAGGAGGAGGAGGAGCUGGCGGUGGGUUGAAAAUGAGGGUAGUUUGGACAAUUAGCGCGUUGAUUGCGGCAUCAGCGAGGCAUUACAUGAUGUUGGAGGUUGUAAACGAACACAAAGAGCUGGAGAAUUUGGUGAUCAAGGACAGAGAAGAUGAAGGGAAAGUGGUAAUGGAUAAGAAAGGAUUGAAAGAAUGUAGAGAAAGUCAAGGUGAAGGUGAAGAAGCUGAGGUAAACAAUGCUAGCAGCGGCAAUGGAGUUGGUUUGUGGUGGCGGAACAAUCGUACAACAGUGCCAGCAGUUCGAAUGAGGAUGAGGCAUGAAGCGAGGAUGGAACUCUCCGGUGGCACGAAAAUGGUCGGAGCAACAUUGGUGGUUGUCCGACCAACUAAUGGAGGGGGUGAGAGGAGUGAAGUGGAGGAACAAAAUGGAGAUGUAGGAUUAGCAUUAGGAGCAUUUGGGGACGAUCCAGUGUAUUGUGAAGCUGUGGAGGGGUUGCUCAAGAGUCGAAGUUAUAUUCUGGAGAUGAACUCUUUCUAGUUCCUACUGUAUCUGUAAGCAACCUGUUGAGGGCUAAAAAAAUGGCAACUAUUUGAAAUCCCAAAAGAAGAAGAGGAGGGAGCAAGGGCAGACGACAUCUUUGCUUGCUCGUCAUAAUAGGCAGGCACCUUGAGGAACCUCUAAACCGUCCAAUAACAGGUUCCAUAACCCUCCUCAAUGUCAAAGGGCCAGAGCCACAUGGGGGUUCCAUUGCAAUAUUGCAUCACAUAUUUGGGGAAUUAUUAGCAUUCUGUUGCAUACGAGGCAACUAUCAUUUGGGUAAUGAAAUCACUAUAGUGAGUAUAAGCAGAGCUUUAGUGAAUGCUUUUCCUAAAGAAAAUUCACGAGUUCUUAUUUGCAUCUUUGAUUCCGAAUCUUCAGUGUCUAAUAAUCCAUGUUGUACGAUAUUUAUAUAGCUUGUAUUCUUCAGUUGCUCUUUGUCUGUUUAGAGACUCGCUACAAACUUUGAUAUAUCCAAGUUUGAACCAGGGUAACACAAUCACAAUUACCAAGUUGCAG
Messenger RNA from Solanum dulcamara, 1647 nucleotides. RefSeq names its product F-box protein AUF1. The transcript is spliced from 2 exons. The record is from RefSeq and is a predicted model, not a curated record. NCBI's taxonomy places the organism in Eukaryota, Viridiplantae, Streptophyta, Magnoliopsida, Solanales, Solanaceae. Bases 100 to 1128 code for a protein of 342 amino acids. Gene Ontology annotation, molecular function: protein binding.